UACAGGUUCAGAGAAUCACAGCACGCGGCAGCCACUAUCAAAGCUUCCCCAGCAACAGCAAAGGGCCGCCCUUCCCUGGAGAAAGAAACCCCCACUCCCAACUCCCUCCCCUCCCCUCCACCCCCAAUGGCGCUCGAGGCGCAGGCCUCCCCGUUGCCCUCGCCGCGCCGCUCCCCGCCGCGCGCGCCGGGGGCAGCCGAAGGCGCCGGGGCGGGGGCGGAUCCUCCGGCGCUGACGUCGGCGCGGGAGACGGCGGGGGACGAGUGGCCGGACCCGGAGAAUCCCCCCGCCGUCGCCACGCUGCCACGCUCCCCUCCCGCGGCGGACCUCUCCACCGCCGUCGUCGUCGCCGCGCGGCACCACGCGGCGGCCGCCAAGUACGUGCCGCCGCGCGCCGCGUCACGCACCGCUGACCCGGACCCUGGCCGCUCUGCGGGGUGGUACUCGUGGAGCGGCCGCCGCAGCGCGCCUCCUCCCCGUCGCGCUCGCCCCGAUCCGCCGCUGCCGCGGCGACAGCGCCCGGCGGAAGUGCCGCCGCACCCGCAGGCGCCGGCUCCUGCUCCCGUCCGCGCUCCGGCUCCUGCUCCCGUCCGCGCUCCGGCUCCACCCCCGGCCCCAGCCCCAGCCCCAGCACCUGCCCCUGCCCCUGCCCACGCCACCACCCCGGCUCAGUUUGGGUCGGCUGACCGGGUGGUGCCCAACAUCCUGUCGCGCAAGCGGCGGGUCGCGGCGAUGCAGCGCGCCGCGCUGGUGGCGAGGGGCGCGGCCGCGGGGCUCUGCCUGGCCGCGCUCGCGGUGCUCGCCGCUGACUCCGGCAAGGGCUGGGCCCGCGACUCCUACAGCAACUACAGCCAGUUCCGGUAUUCGGAGGCGGUGAACGUGAUCGGCUUCGUGUAUUCGGUGUUCCAGUUCGCUGUGCUGGUCGGGCUCAUGAGGAAGAACAAGCAUUUGGUUCCCCAUCCCAAGCGUGAUCUCUUCGACUUCACCAUGGAUCAGGUGCUGGCAUACCUUUUGAUAUCAUCAUCAUCAUCAGCGACUGCCCGAGUAGGUGACCUGAUUGACAACUGGGGAAGCGACCCCUUCCCGAGCAUGGCGAACGGCUCCAUCGCUAUAUCUUUCAUGGCUUUCAUAGUUUUUGCCAUCUGCUCCCUCAUCUCCGCGUACAAUCUGUUUCGCCGAGACAUGUAGCUGCUCGUUAACUUCUUGUUACCCUUCAAUUUCUGGGCAAAGUUUUCAGCACAGACUUCAUUGUAUUGUCAAUGUAUAUAUAUGGUGGUAUCUGUAAACUUCUAGCAAUAAUAUAUCUCACUUCUGUGUUGAACAAAA
Molecule: messenger RNA, 1326 nt
Organism: Panicum hallii
Lineage: Eukaryota; Viridiplantae; Streptophyta; Magnoliopsida; Poales; Poaceae
Product: CASP-like protein 4A1
Exons: 3
Coding region: 127-1188 (353 amino acids)
Source: RefSeq, a predicted model, not a curated record